This is a messenger RNA of Pangasianodon hypophthalmus (striped catfish), 3675 nucleotides long. RefSeq names its product SUMO interacting motifs containing 1 (gene simc1). The coding region runs from base 514 to 2976 and encodes 820 amino acids. The transcript is spliced from 11 exons. Lineage: Eukaryota; Metazoa; Chordata; Actinopteri; Siluriformes; Pangasiidae. The record is from RefSeq and is a predicted model, not a curated record.
UCACGUAACCACCUAGCUUGAAAUUAAUGUACCUAACAGUAUAAUAGUUAUAAAACUCCAUAGGUUUUCCCAGUUAUUAGCUAGUACUACAUUGUGUUAUCCAGCUAGCUACCGCUUUCAAUUUCACUUCUCAAAGCUCCUCCGUGUUAAGCGUCUCACCUCGCGCCUCCCACUAGCUAGCUAGCUCACCGGCUUCUUUUCGCCAUUGUAUAAUGAAACGUCUUUGCUUUUUUUUUCUUCUUAUAUACAUAUUUCAAAACGUGUAACGACUUGGCUUUGUAUUAAAAAAACAACCCAAGCGAAUUCAUAAACACUGGACCACCACUUGGACAUUUUCGCUUUUAUUAAGCUAAACUCUUAAGCUAAGUUAGCAGCUAGCUGUUUUUUUUAACUUCCGUUUGUUUUUAGCUCUCCAGCUAACCACAAUUCUUAGACUGGCUUAGCUUUUAUAUUAUUUUAUUUUGUUUUUUGGCUCAAUGGUUAAACUGGGUAUUGAAACCCUAAAUCUGCGUCAUGGAGGAUGUUAUUUCACUCAGUUCUGGAAGUGAAGACGACUCGGAUAUUGAGUUUGUGAGCAGUUACAGAGAUGACAGCUCCAAUGGCAUCCCGUUUCUCAGAGCUGAACUGCUCCCUGUUACACCUGUUCUUAUCGAUAUCACAGAGCACCGCCUUUCAUCAGACGGAUCAAGACCUUCACAAAAACUAAAGAAACUGCCAUGUUCCACUAUAGAAAUCAUAGAUCUGAAUAAUGUAUCUGAAUCAUGUGUCAGUUUUACAAAAUUGCGUGGAAAAGUUCACCAGUCGUCGUAUACAGUGAAUCUUGAGAAAGAUGUGAUUUGUUUGGACUCUGUUGAUGGGAAUGGCGAUCAGUCUCCUGUUCCUGUGUCAUGUGAUCAAGAAAACUCUUACACAAACCAACACAAUGGUGUUCAGUCAUGUUUACAAGAUAGCAGCACACACUGGUUAGAAAACAUUUCUCACCAUUCAAGUCCGAAAGAUAUUUCACUUGCCUUUGAGCCUUCAAAUGGACUCUCGGAGUUUUUCGAAGCACAGAACACUAAUCACACACAGCAAACGUCCACGUCACCGCAUGCUGAGCAGAACCCCGACCACGAUGAAAGGUUGGACUCCCCACACAGCUGGCUGAACAAAGCGCUCUCGCCUUUUAGCCUCGACAGUCCAUACUACUGCCCGAGUGAAAUCGAUGCAGCCGCGUUCUCUGACGAGUCCCUUAUUCUUUAUGACGAUGACAAGGACCAGAAAUACACAAUGUGCAGCCUUGAUAAAACCAAAUCCCCAUUUGAGGUUGGCGAAAGUAUGGAACUGCAAGAAAACACACACACACACACCUUAUCACCUUAUCCACAGACUCAAUCACAGCUCACUCCUCAGCUACCUACCUCAGACCAAGCACCCCUUCCUGCCAGUCCUACGUCUACAGAACUCCUCGCCGGCGACUCUCCAGAAACAGGAUCUGAUCUGGACAUGGAGAGUCCACCCAUCAGUCCUGUGAAGUCCUCUUACACUCUCAGUCCACCAUCACACGUGGUGUUGGGUAUUAAAGACUCUACUUCAGUGUUACAGGCGAGCGACAUGGACGGUGAUGGUGCAGAGCUCUCUGAAUGCCAUACGGAAGACGGACAGCAGAUUUCUCUGGUGCAGUUCAAAAAGCUGAAACAUUUAUUAGGUGGACGAGUUCAAGAUAUGCAUUAUUUAACGCUAUCACAAGAAUGGAACAGAAUCAGUUUACCUGUCCAUGCAGACUGUCCAUACAUCUUACAGUGGGACAUCCACCAAGCAGAUCAAAAGCACACGGCUGAUGAGGACAGUAAAGACUUCGGCAUGGCCGAGCCUCUGUGUAGGCAGAGCCUGAGUCUGGUCUACAGCACCAUCGAAGAGAACUACACUGAGGGCACUCUGCAGCUUCUCUCUGACCUAAUCCAACCUUGUUAUUACCCGCCUGCUGAUAUCACCGCUCACCUCCUGAAAGGAAUCCUGCUGGAGCCGCAGUGCACUCAAGUGCUGGCACUGGAAGCCUACAACCUGCUGAUGAGGACGCAGAAAUACCAUCCUGCAGACAGAUCGACUAUCCCAUGGGACUGGGAGUUGUUAUCGUCUGUGAUGGCUCAACAGGACGAAGCAAGGAGGCUGCGCAGUGAAGUGCGCUGUCUGCUGCUUCAGUAUGUGCUGCAGGUUUUGGAAGAUGAUUUCCAGUUCAAGCUCCCGAUGCUGCGGCUUCACCUCUCCAUUGCUAAUGAAAUGCUGUCGUGUGAUUAUAGGUUCAGACAGGUCAGGGAACUCAUGACCUGGCUAUUAGAUGCAGCUAAACAGUCAUUCUCUACUUCUGAGGAUGAAGAAAUGCAAAAAAGGGAGCGGAACUGCUGUCUUAAGAUGCUGCUAAUUCUGCAAAGGAUGCUCUUAUUGGUCAUGGAGGUGGACCUCAGACCCACCUGCAGCUCCAGUAAGCUCUCUCAGGAGCUGUGUAACAGUCUCAACAGCAUGGCACCAUGCAGGCGACUCAGGUUUUUGUUGUUAAGCACGCUGCAGAGCAACCUGCUGAGGUGUAAGAUGGUGGAGCUUCUGCUGGAUCAGUCCUGCUCUCAGAAGAGAGUUCUGCCCAUGUCCUUCAAACUGCUGCUGCAUUUCCUGCACACGUCCACACUGGCACCAGACCCAUCGGAUGGCGCAGAGAGAUGGAGAAGGUGGGAUGAGCUCCUGCAGCUUGUGUGGAUGCUCAUGCUCAGCUAUCAAGAAGUGAUAACAGGUCAUCUUCGCUACUCCAUUACAGAGCGGUUCAAGCUGACCCGCACUCCCAUGUGGACCCAGAAUGACCAGGUGACCCGCGCUGCAGUCCAAGAAGCAGCUGAGGCGUUCCUGUCCCGCGCCAUGGAGGAUCUCGGCCACGAUCUUCCCUCCCAAAUCCAAGAGUCAUUAUCCCAGCUGCAAGAACACUUACUGAGCAUUUCUCUGCAAUAACGAACCAAAAAUCAAUGUGUCUAUAUGAUAAAGAAUAUUUUCGUAGAUAUUUUAUUAUAAUAAUUUUUAAAGACUUUUAUGUUAAGUAUUUCUUUGUGGGUGUUUGUUGUCUAUUUAAAUUGUUGAAUUGACUGAAAUGAGAUGGUUUUGUGCAGAGAUCAUACAGUGAGUAAAAUUUUGUUGAAAAAACAACUAAGUGCAGAAAUUCUUUUUGUGAGACCUUCAUGUAAAAGUCAAAUCAGUGAAAUAUAUCCAACACCAGCUUCUCCAAUUGCAGUUAAAUUACUUUAGUUAUAAUAUUAAAGUAUGCACAGUAAUCACAUUUUUGGCUACAAAAUUAUUAUAAAUUUUAGAGUAUUGUGUAUUCCUGCCUCAUGCCCAGAAUUCCUGGGAUAGAUGGAACCAUCGCGGCCCAAACCAGGAUAAAGCGCUUACUGAAGCUCAAAGGGCAACUGAUUUUGGUUCUCGGGUGAAAAUAAAAAGCGUUGACGCCUUACGGCUCAUGGUCCCUGGUUUGAUUCUGAGCUUGGGUUACUGUCUAUUGACGUUUCUGAGCAUGUCCGCGUGGGUUUCCUCAGGGUUCUCUGGUUUCCUCCCACCUCCCAAAAUUAUGCCAGUGGGUGGAUUUAUUAUGAUAAACUGCCCCUGGGUGUGAAUGAGUGUGUGCAUAGUGUCCUGGCAUCCCAUCCAGGGUGUAUU